Macroventuria anomochaeta is the source of this 1899-nucleotide messenger RNA. RefSeq lists its product as uncharacterized. Lineage: Eukaryota; Fungi; Ascomycota; Dothideomycetes; Pleosporales; Didymellaceae. The coding region runs from base 1 to 1899 and encodes 632 amino acids. The transcript is spliced from 3 exons. The record is from RefSeq and is a predicted model, not a curated record.
AUGAUAUUUACAGCGAUAGUGAACCUCGUACACCAUGCGGCUGAUAUUUGGAGGGCAGGAUGGACAAUUGAGACAUGCAGUUGUAUUCUCGCGCUCCUCUCCUUAUCAGGCAUGAUUGCUACACUCUGGAAACACCAGGAUCAGCCUUUACCGGCUUGGCCGCAGAUAAUGUCCAUUAACGCAAUCGUCUCACUCUUCUCGUUGAUCAUGCGAGCUGCCAUUGGCGUGGUGGUCGCUGAAGGUAUCAGUCAGUCAAAAUGGCAGUGGUACCGGCGAGCAAGAAGAUUAGAUGACCUACAGCGCUUUGACGCCGCUAGCCGUGGUAUCUCCGGAUCAGUUUUACUGUUACUCAAUUUUCGUCUGAACAGGCCCUACUUUGUCGCUGCAUUGGGCGCAUUGAUUACUCUAAUGGCAUCAUUAAGCGGUUUCACUUCCCAACAGUUGAUUCGAUUCGAGUCUUGCCUACAACGGGACCCAAGUGCUUCUGCAACCGUAUUAAAAGCUAAUCGCUUUGCUGGCAGGGGCGAAGAAAUGUCGUCAUCACCCUUUCGAUGGACAGAUUACGCCCCCAUGAGCGCAGCUAUUCAAGCGGUAAUGUUUCAAUCCUCACAGGACUACACAGCUACGCUGUCGAAAGGAUGCUCUACGGGUAAUUGCACGUUUCCUUCAUUUCAAGGUGCAGCAUUUUCUACGGUGGCAAUAACGCAUUCAUGUGAAGACGUCACCGACAUGGUUAGAGCAACACCUGCCUUUGCCAUUGAAGACUACCAAAAUGGAACCAUUAUAAGGACCCCAAGGACAUACAAGCUCCUGAACGGCACCGAAGUUCAAGCAGUCAAACUGAACUUGACGACAAUCUCGGGAGGCGAUCUUUAUCAGAUGACUGGGACUUCGGACAACUUUGACGACAAUUUUGCUACUACCUAUGACGAUUAUGUUGACAAACUUGGUAGCAUCGUAUUGUUGGUAAAACCGGAUGAGGACCGGUUUUGGGAAUACCUUGCGGUCCGAUGCUCUUUCUCCCCAAGUGUUAAUACAUAUGCAGUUACUAUCAAAAACGCUGUCCUGGAAGAGAAUCUAAUCGAAAGUACACCGAUAGGGACGAACAUAUGGUGGACUUGGGGUGGCCAUUCUGGGGGUGCAGACACACUGUGGGACAGGUGGCAAUACAAACUCGCACGAAAUUCGACUCUAAGGAACGGCACCCCUACAGAAUGUCGUGGCGGGGAACUUGACAGAAACACCGAAGUGCAAGACUUUAUCACAACAGUUGCUCCUAUCAACAUCGAAUUUGCGCCUUCGGUUGAAAUGACAAGCGAUCCCAAAAACCUAAAAGACAGACAAUCUUAUCCCCAGGAUUGUGUAUGGGGUAUACACGAGGGAUCCAUUGCAGGCAUCAAUCUUCAGCUUCAAAGACUGUUCGCCAACCAAUCUAUUCAAGGCAAUCGUCCCGGGCCCGAAACACCCACCCAUCUACGCCAGCUGUUCGCCGAGGGCAACAUUACUCUGGCAACUGUAAAUGAAUUCAUGGCACGUCUCAGCACUGCGAUGACCAACGUCAUGCGUAUACACGGGGACGAGGAUCCUUCGGCUUAUGUUAACGGCACGAUACUUUACUCUACGACGUGCUUGCGGAUUACCUGGCUUUGGAUUACCUUUCCUACUACGAUGAUUGGCUCGGUUUUCAUCUUCUUGGUGUUUGUGUGCAUGGAAAACAGGAGUGUGCCUAGAGACAGACUGUGGAAAAGCUCCAUACUUGCGGUACUGUUCUGUGAGGUCGACGUUCCAGCGAUCAACGGGUCACGGACACUUACAAGACGCGACAUGGAAGAAGUGGCCGGAUCCACGAGCGUGAGCCUAGAUAAGACAAAUGAUACGUUAAGGCUCAUCUCAAGGUAG